This is a messenger RNA of Desarmillaria tabescens, 1251 nucleotides long. RefSeq names its product glycoside hydrolase family 71 protein. The transcript is spliced from 9 exons. The annotation marks the transcript as partial. The record is from RefSeq and is a predicted model, not a curated record. Gene Ontology annotation, molecular function: glucan endo-1,3-alpha-glucosidase activity. NCBI's taxonomy places the organism in Eukaryota, Fungi, Basidiomycota, Agaricomycetes, Agaricales, Physalacriaceae.
CCAUACACUGUCGAAGAUUGGUUGGAGGACAUCGUUUUGGCCAGCCAAAAUAAUUUGCCAGUAGAAUCCCUCUCUUCUGCUUCAGACGGAUUCGUAUUAAAUGUCGGACGCGAACCAUGGCAAAAGGAUCGUUCUGCAGACUGUUUUCAUGCCCUCUCGCAAGCAAAUCUUCCCUUCAAACUGUUCUUUAGUUUUGAUAUGAGCUCUAUACCAGGACAGUCAGCUGGAGAUGUUCCUCUGCUUUGCGAGUACAUGAGAUCCUUUGGAAAUCACCCGGGGAUAUUUCGAUACAAAGGCGGCGUCGUUAUAUCAACGUUCACGGGAGAGCACCUACGAUUUGGUCAGCAGACCUUGGACAAUGCCUGGGGAUACGUCAAGAAUGCCCUCGAGGAAAUCGUUCCCAUCUACUUUAUCCCAUCCUUCUUCGUUGACCCAGCAACAUAUCCGACGAUAACGUGUUUGGACGGCGCGUUUAAUUGGAACGGGAGCUGGCCUCUCCAUUUGACGUCCAGAUCUCCGAGGAGUGAGGUUGAAUGUCCAGAGUUGAAGUCCGACCAGCGCCACCUUCGUCAUUUGGGUGGGCGGACUUUCAUGGCGGCCGUUUCACCUUGGUUCUUUACGCAUUAUGGGACUGAUAGCUGGAACAAGAACUGGAUAUACAGAGGAGACGAUUGGCUUUUUGUCCGUCGCUGGGAACAGCUGAUAUCAACGCGCGAGCAGAUCGAUAUCGUACAAGUGAUAUCAUGGAACGAUUACGGUGAAUCGCACUAUAUCGGUCCCAUCAAGGGUGCCCAACCAAAUUCUCAAGCAUGGGUUGACGGCUUUCCGCAUACGGCAUGGUUGACACUCAAUGCGUACUACUCCCAAGCCUUCAAGGAGGGAAGAUAUCCCCCCAUUGAACGUGACCAGGUAUUUUUGUGGGCGCGCCCUCACCCAAAAGACGCGACGGCGCCUAACGAUAGCGUUGGUCGGCCCACUCACUGGCAGGUGACGGAUGAUACUUUAUGGGUCGUAGUAUUCUCUACAGCAGCUGCGAAGGUAAAGCUAUAUGCUGGGGACGACCAUAAGAAGUCUUUCCACGUCAAAGCUGGGGUGACGAAGCUGUGCCGAUCUUUAAAAGGUGACAGAGGCAUCAAGGUAAUAAUGGAAAGAAAGGGCGCUGUCGUUGCGCACUGCGCACCACACGGAUUCCGGUUUCAGACCAGACCAGAAGUGUAUAACUUCAAUGCGUUCGUCGAUGCGUCGUGUUAA